CCGUUUCCCGCAAAAAUGUUCAGACGAUGUUGACAUGUGACGUGUAAAAAAUUCCUCAUUAUUAUUCAUCUCUCUGUGAAGAGAAGACAAGGAGUUGCAGUGACAUCGAGAAACUUAGACGUCAUACGGUUUAUAGAUAUUUAGCACAGUGUUGUUGAAACGGUUUACAGGAGAUUAUUGUGUUUUGUGACUGAUUAAAACCCAUUUAAAAAAAAAAAAAUGGGUAUGGAGUAAUCAUGGUGUAAUUUGAUAUUCUACAUCUAGUGUAGAGGUGAUUUUAACUUAUUUAAGAUAUAUUGACUAUAUUGGAAGAGGUUGUCUUGGAAAUGGAGAAAACGUCACCGCUUCAACGGACGAUGUCCAAACGUUAUGACGUUUUGAUGCGUUUGUUGUUGAUUGGGGAGACUGGCGUGGGGAAAACUUGUGUUUUAUGUCGGUAUGCCAGCGAGGAAUUUAUUGACUCCCACAUCACUACAAUCGGAAUUGAUUUCAAGAUGAAGACAAUUUCAGUGAGUGGAAAGACAGCCAAAGUUCAGAUAUGGGACACUGCAGGACAAGAGAGAUUUGAAUCGAUCACAAAGCAGUUUUAUAGACGUGCUCAGGGUGUGAUUUUGGUGUAUGAUAUCACCAGCAGGACGUCGUUUGAAGCUGUACCAAAAUGGUUAGAUUUUGUAAGACAGUUUGGACGGGAGGAUGUUUCCAUACUGUUGAUGGGAAACAAGAAAGAUAAAGAUGAAAAACGACAGGUGCUUGAGAGUGAGGGCAAGAAGUUUGCCACAGAAAAUAAUCUACUAUUUUAUGAAACCAGUGCAAAAGACAGUGUCAAUUUGGAAAAGGCAUUUUACAGUCUGUGUGAAGAUGUUAUCAUUAAGGAAAAAGAAAAAUCAUUGUCUGAAACAAAAAACAAUAAUGGCAUUGUAACAGUUCAGAGUGAGGAGGGGACCACGAAAGAUACGACACAGCUGAUUACGACAGACAGGGAGAAGAAAUUCACGUGCUGUAAUGUUUCAUGAUACCUUGUACAAGCUAUCAGGUUUUAGGGUUGAGGUGACUAAUUUGGGGGGAAAACAGGAUGAUGUGUCGAAGUACAUGUGUAUGAUCAGAUGGAUGAGAGUGAUUUCAGUUGUUGGUGUGAGGUUUUUUUUGUGUAUAGAGGGGGAUGAUGCAAACAUAUACUUUUUAUAUCAAAAAUGCAAUUAAUGGAUAUCUUUAUAAGGCCAUCAUUAAAAAUUUUUGUUUGAUGUACUCCAACCCACAUUUAUAAAGGUGGGUAGGUAGGUCAGUAUUUAUUUUUUGAAUGAUGUAUCACAUUGAUUCAAGUUAUGAAAACCAGAUUUACUAAUUUUCUGUUUUCAUUAAACACCUAAUAGCAAGACAUAUUUUUAUAUUAAUAAAGAGUUUAAAGCAUUCAUUUUAAUUGUAACGUGCGUAAAUCUUGCACUGUUUUCUGAAAAUUUUACAGGACAUUUUGUAUUUGUCACAGAUGAAGACAUCAAAACUGUUAAUGCAUCAUAGUGUAUUCUUCACUUGUAUACAUGUUUCAGAGGAUUGUUUAUUAACGCCCGUCUGCCAUAGACAUGGUAAUCUAAUGACGUAAUUCCCGCCACAUACUGGUGAACGUCAGUGAUGUAAUAUAGGUGUUUGUAAAUUGCAUGGACAUUUUUGAUCUCUAAAGCAUCUCUGGGAAAUAAAGUUUAGGAAUUUAAAGUUUAAAACUUGUAUGGAUUAUCUGUAUUUUCCUGGAAACCAAAAAUAGAAACUUCAAAGUAUUGAAUAAAAUGAUCAGGUCUUGGUGAUUUUGAUGGGACGGUCGAAGUACAUCAAACAAAUCAUUUUUUAUGGUUAGCCUAAAAUGUAUAUUUUUCAGUGCUUACAUGAGAAACAGUCUUACCAAAGAUUUCAUUUUUAGGGUGAAAAUCAAUCCUUUAUGUAUUUUUAAGGACAUUAUCAUGUUAAAAAUCAUCAUUAAUCGUUGAAGUUAAUAUGAGGCAUACAUUUUUUGAUAUGUGACUAUAGAUUUAUAGGACAUUUUUGAAUGAUGUAGACUUGUAGCUAUCAUUUUGGCUAUUUUUUAUUGGUUCCCUACCAACAAAGCUGAAGGGGACUAAUAGUUUGCAAUUCUUCAUUCUGUCCACCUAUUGCAACUUCGUUUAUUUUUUCAUCAUGAUUUGAUUUAGGAAGCUGAAAUUUGUUAAGUAAUUAACUAAUGAAUUUUUAUGGAUUCUGUUUAAGGUGAUAGGACUUUUGUAUUUUACAUCUCUAUUCCUUCUUUAGAUAACAAAACUUGACCUGGGGGUUUGACCUAAUUUUUAAAAAAAACUGUAUUCUGGGUCCUAACUUUUGAAUGGUUAGUAUUAGGGUUUUCAUAUUUCACAUGUGUAUUCCUUGUAUGGUCUUUUUUGUCAGCAGACCAUUUUUGUGAUGAUUGGGCAUUUAUAAUGGGUUUUUUUCCCCAUCAUUUGACAAUUUUUUUAAAACAUGAAGUAGAAGAACCCUGGAAUUAUAAACCUUGAGCUGUCACAAUGAUUAUACAAUUAUACAUGUACCGGUAAUCCUUGAAAUGAUUAGUUGAAACCAAAGGUUAAUUAUUUUUAAUAUAUAUUUAUCGGUAUACCUGUGUGUACCUGUAUAUUCUAAGAGAUGCACAUGACAAUUUUUCAUGAAUUUUUAUACUUAAUGAAUGUUUAAUGAUUAUUACCAUAGACAAAUUUCAUCAAAGCAUUACUGUUUUUUUAUUUUGAUGAAAUUGUAAAUCAACACAGGGUAAUUUUUGUUUUUCAUGUUUAGCCAGACUAUCCUGAAACAGGUUAAGACAGAUUACAGUGAAAUUUACACAGAGAAACAAACUGUAACCAAAAUGCAUUUCUUCAUUAGAAGCAAAUCUUGAAUCUCAAAAUAACAUACUUAGUAUGCAUUAAAGGCAUAGGGUCUAUCUUUUAUCUAAAAAAUGACAUCACAAUAUUUUGCAAGAAGAACUCCAAAAAACAAAUUUGUAGCAUUAAUUAUGAGUUAUCUAUAGCUGCAGCGCUUUGAAAUUGAAGUCAUUUUGACGUUUUAGCCCUUUAUAAAAUUUUUGUCUGGAGGACAAUAUAUUAAACUGGUACCCCGCUGAUUGGUGGCUACACACAAACAUAAGAGAUGCGAAGUCAACAGGGUACCAGUUUAGGCAAAGGAGAACAGGGAAUUAUUUUGUAAUUACUAUUGUAUCCAAUGUGUUUGUAAACUUUUUGUGAUUUUUUAGUUAUGAUCUUAAAUUUUGCCAUGGCACUGUUUUGGAACAUGCAAAAUUUCACCAAUAUCUUAGACCCUAUGCCUUUAAUAUACCUUGUGUUUCUAUCUUGUUCGUUUAUUUUACAAGUGCCCAUUUAAUAGGAAGCAAAAUAACAUUAUUUUGUAUGAGAACUUUUGCUCCUAUAUUACUGGUGUUUUGUAUGAGAACUUUCGCCCCUAUUUUCUGGUGUUUUGUAUGAAUUAAGUUGCAAUUGAAAAGUAUGCAUUUUAUAUUGUGUUUCUAAACACUGACCCAGUACGUUGUUUGUAGUGCAUUAGAUCUAAUUCAUUUUAGAGAAACUUUUGAAAAUUGAAAAUUAGAAUUUUAUAUAUAAUAUAUUUUGUUGAAGUAUUUUCUAUGUGAUAUGUUAAAAAUCAAAUAUUUUAAAGAUUGUAAAAACUGUGAUGUGUACACGUGGUAUCGGUAUGCUGGGUACUGUUUGAUAUUGUUCUAGUUGUGAUUCUGUUUGUUGUGUGAUAUUAAUAGGAUUAUGUUGGUUAUCUCCCUUGAAAAAGCAUUAUGUUGUUAUUCCAUGUUGAUGUUUUAUAAAGUUUAAAAAUCUGGUGCUGUGCCCUGAUUCUUGCUAAUGUUGACAUGUUACUGACGUUUUUAUUUUUAUCUAAUAUUCAACAGGAUGAAUCUCAUUUCUGGGACCAUAUUUUCAUGUGUUCACUCUGAACAAUUAAAAAAUGUCAAUCCUUUU
This is a messenger RNA of Ostrea edulis (European flat oyster), 3974 nucleotides long. RefSeq names its product ras-related protein Rab-13-like. The record is from RefSeq and is a predicted model, not a curated record. The coding region runs from base 327 to 1013 and encodes 228 amino acids. Gene Ontology annotation, molecular function: GTPase activity; GTP binding. NCBI's taxonomy places the organism in Eukaryota, Metazoa, Mollusca, Bivalvia, Ostreida, Ostreidae. The transcript has 7 exons.